AUGGGCGACCACGCCGUGCAUCAUCGUUGUGGCGGCCAGCAUACGAACGCAGGGUCGGUGCGGACACAGACCAUCACUCCUUGUCUAUUGUGCGAACUUGAACAGAUUUUUAUCAUGUAUCAGUUUGCAGAACAACCGGUACUUGACGUGGAACGUGUGCGACUCGCGUUGGGUGACAAAUUUGCUCUUGGAGCCAUGAACGAUGCCACAGAGACGCUCGAGGCGAUUUUGGACGCGCUGCACUAUGACACAUUUAACCAGAUGCUACUUCAGCGUCGCAAGAAUUCUUCUGCGAUUGGAAUGACUAAUAUCGCGGAUGAAAUGUCCGCAUCCUUACAAAUAGACGCUUCUGCUAUCAUCUGCGAACCACAAUGCGUAGCCCAUCGCUUAUUCCAGAUGAAUCUUAUGGAGCUUAAAAUUUGUGCCUCUUGUGGCCAUACAGCUGAGCCUAUCAUGAAUACGGAUUUUCUGUAUCGGGUGUAUGCACAGGAAGUGCUAAACAAUGCGCGAAGUGAAAAAAAUGGUACGAAGAUGACGCUAGAGGACGCACUUAGAACAGAAGCUCAGUCACAAAAAGUGGCUGGAACGUGUGAAUUAUGCGAUGUAGGGGGACAUAGAGCAUUAAGUAGAUGGAUUUUAACGUUGCCGAUGGUGUUCGCGAUCAGUAUCAUUUGGUCUAGUACUCAAAUGAACAAGACGGAUAUUAAGGACUGGCUGGAGCUCUUGUCAACCCAAUGUCAAAUUGACGAAGAGUCUCAACAAGCACUCGAUUUAGGUCGUAUUUUCAGACUGGAUAACUCGACUGAAGAUUCGUCAUGUUUCUCAUUUCGUGGUCUUGUGUGCUAUUAUGGAAGACACUAUGUGGGAUUCUUUGCCAGUACCAGUCUGGAUGAUAACGGAGUGGAGCGACAGCGUUGGUUUCUUUUUGAUGAUACCCGCGUUAAACUUGUGGGUACGUGGGCAGAUGCUCGACAGCGUAUUGAGCGUGGCGGCUAUCAGCCGACAUUGCUUUUUUAUGAGCAGAAAGGCAUCAAACAUGAAACUCUUGAAAAGAUCGCUACAGAAAUUCACAAGUGGUGGGAAGCAGCAGCUGACAAACCUACCAACAAAAAGGAUGCGUCAGAGAAGUUAUGUACUGGGACUACUAUUAAAAGCGUUCCACACGAAGUGGAACGUGGCAUUGAAGACAAGCUGUUGGCAAAGAUGGAGCGAAGUGUUCAAAUUUCUCAAAAAGACUCAUUAUCACCAUUUGUUCAGGCACAGUCCAGGACUCUGCCGAUCAGCCCGGUAUUGUUGCCUACUCGUGCACCGAAAUCAGUGCCUGCACAAAUCGAGUUUCAGGCAGGGAAUGGGUGGCGCGAUGAGGACUUUCAUCUGCACAAGGCACAUCAAUCUGCCCAAGACACGCUACAACGUCUCAAUGGAAUUUUGGCAAAAGACAAGGGUCCGUUGUCGACUCCUGUCGAUAGGCGAGCGGUGCUACGCAUGGCAAUGUCUCAUUCGAUGCAAAAUUCUGUUCGUCUACGUGACUACUCGGUUCAUCCCGCCACUGACGAGCAACUAGACGUGAAUCCUGACAACAUUUUUGACGAUGAAAACCCCGUGACGAAAGGCAAUUAUAAUAUGAAAAGUUUUCAGAGCGAUCAUGCACUUGCGUCGAUAGAAUUUGAUGAUAUGCCGGCUCAGACUCCCCAUGGUCCACUUAUGGGUUAUGAUGUGAGUCUGAAUGCCUCAGAUGGUGGUAUUGGGUUGUUACUGGACGAUUCACCAAUUGAUGAGAGUUCAGCGUCGGCUUUCGUAAGAGGAAUCAAAAAAGUUUUUACUGUGUCUGGUUUUGAGGUCAAUGGUUUAGGCGCCAAGUUGUCUGCUGAAGCAAGUGGUGCGAUUCGCAAAGGUGAUAUUCUUGUGGGCAUAAAUGAUCACAUGCUUGAAAAUGAAGACCUUGUGCACGUACUUGAAAUGUUGCUGAUGUCACCAAAUCCAGUGCAUCUCAAAUUUAUUCGUUUUCAGCUGUGGUCGUGUCCACGUUGUACAUUACUGAACAAGGUGACAGACGUAGUUUGUGCUGCUUGUGGACACAAACCAGCCGUGGAAAGCUUAGCAUUGUUGCGGUAG
Plasmopara halstedii is the source of this 2115-nucleotide messenger RNA. RefSeq names its product inactive ubiquitin carboxyl-terminal. The transcript has a single exon. Bases 1 to 2115 code for a protein of 704 amino acids. Gene Ontology annotation, molecular function: protein binding. Lineage: Eukaryota; Oomycota; Peronosporomycetes; Peronosporales; Peronosporaceae. The record is from RefSeq and is a predicted model, not a curated record.